This is a messenger RNA of Dibothriocephalus latus, 483 nucleotides long. The record is from the annotation of a GenBank genome assembly. Lineage: Eukaryota; Metazoa; Platyhelminthes; Cestoda; Diphyllobothriidea; Diphyllobothriidae.
GGUCUCCUGAAUAUGUUCUUUUCGGACUGGGCCACCAAGGACAUCCGGAGGCACCUGCCUUUCCUGUAUAACUGCAUCAGCCAGGCCUUCUACUCCUAUCCACCCGCCAUGAAACGUUUCCGCAGUAAAGUUCGUGUGGUUCACUUCAUUGGCCCCGUAAAGCCCUGGCACCAGAACAUCAAUCCUGCGACCGGCACCAUCAUCGCACAGGACCAGAUCAGCCAACAGUCUAUCGAUUUCCUAAACUUCUGGUGGCAGAUCUUCACGACGGAUGUGAAACCAAAGCUCAAUCCAGAUCUUGGCGGUCCUGUGGGGCAUUUGGCUGGAUUACACUUCGCGUCAGGACCGGUCACGCAGCCACCGAAGUUGCCUGAGGUUGCCUUGGACCGACAGGGCUCAUGGGAGCGUGGGGAGAUUGACUAUACUGGUGCGGAUCGCUUCAGUAACAUUAAAGCCGCCCUGGACAAGCAGCUUGCGAAGUGA